Messenger RNA from Mytilus trossulus (common blue mussel), 2486 nucleotides. Its product is annotated as transcription factor E4F1-like. The transcript has 10 exons. Gene Ontology annotation, cellular component: nucleus. Lineage: Eukaryota; Metazoa; Mollusca; Bivalvia; Mytilida; Mytilidae. Bases 39 to 2288 code for a protein of 749 amino acids. Gene Ontology annotation, biological process: regulation of gene expression. The record is from RefSeq and is a predicted model, not a curated record.
GAAUGAGGUAAAAGCAGACGAGUUGCAGGUGCCCGACAAUGGCGACUCGAAAAAGAGCAGAAAAAUCUCCCGAAAAGAGACAGAAUGAAUAUUUGGAGUCGGAAAGCAGUGAAGAGGAAGAAUCAGCACUGGUCUUACUUUCAAGAUCUCCAAGGUCAAGGGCAGCCAAAUUACAUACAUCACCAUCAAUAUCUGCCAGUCACCUUCACAUCACUAAUUUACUUUGCAAAUCUGGGCAAGAAUCUAGAACAAGGAAAAGGUCAAUAAAGGUUGAAGAAAAUGAAGAAGACCAAUCAAAUUACAUGUCUUUAGAUGUCCUUGCACAAGUUGCUUCUGAAACACUUGAAAGUGAACCUAAAAGAAAUAAUAAAAAGACCAUGAGAUUGUUAUCAUCUCUGGAGAUUUUGAACCUCAAACAGAUAAAAACUCUCUCAGACAAAUUUUUAGUCAACUUUUAUGCUGAAAUGUCAUCAAAUGAAAUGACAAGAAACUUCAUAUAUACAUGUAACUUAAUGCCAAGGAAAUGCCAGACUCAGUUCAAAAGUUUUGGAAAUGAAUCUGGUGCCAGAAUGAAGAUGAGGAAUCAUUUGCAUAAACAUCUUGAGCAAUUAGUUGAUGAAGAAAAUGAUCCUGACAGAAAAGAACGUUUUUACUUUGAGGCUGAACCUGUUCAUAUGAAGAAUAAAAGACUAGCAGAAAUGGCAGCUAUCAAGAAAACAAAGAAGAUGAAAUUUACAGCAUUAAAAACAAGUAAAUAUGACAAUAUAACAAACACAACUACCCCAGCAGAAUUAAAGAGUGGUGAAGUAACUGAGGACAGUAGGGAUAGCAUGGACCAAAUUUCUGGUGAUGAAAAUGAUUCAUCUUCAUUACAGAGAAGUGACAGAACAAAAAUUAUUACUAAACAACCUAACAAGGAAGUAAAAUCUGGUAAUAGGAUAAUCAAAGGAAAAAACGAUGUUCAACCAGUGGAACAAUCAGAUAAUUAUUGCAGAGAAGAAACGGAGAGGAGACUGGAAGAAAAUGAACAAUUAAUUAUAGAGCUGUUAAGUAGAACUCAGCCUCAUCAUGACCAUAGCUACACAACAGUAUUUGGAAGGAAGAAAAGUUUCUACAUGCGUGAAUUUAUUGGUGAAGCAGAAGAAGAAGUUGAGGUUGAAGAUGAGGACAACUUGAAAUUUUACUGCGGAAGAGAAAUAAUUCGACCAAAACGUAAUGCAGAACCUAUAUUAUGUCUGGGUAAUGUGUCUGUGAUGGAUGAGUUGUCAGGAUAUGGUCAUGAUGAAGCCUCAAAAACUAUAAUCGUGUGUUCUGAAGAAAUCGUUGGUGACAGAUCUGAAUCUCCCUCCUUAUUGUUCGAAAAUCCUGUGAUCUCUAAAGGACACAGUGGUCAAAGACCAUACCCACCAAUGCCCAAGUGCCCAAUAGCAAAGCAUGGAAGAAUUGCAAUUCCUGAAGAAUAUGAAUCUCUGUCAGAGGAAGAAAGAAGAAAUCGACAGCAAUCUCCAAACAAUACAUGUGUUAUUAAUAUAGGUCCUCAUACACAGAAGAAAAAGAGGAAAAAUCCAAACGAACUUGAAACCACGGAAUGGGAGAGAAAAGCUGCCUUAAAGUGCAUACGAGAAUUGAAAGCCAGAAAGAGGGACUUAAUGUAUCCAUUAUAUUGUAAGAUCUGCACAAAUAAACAGUUCACAGCUGCGGCAACUCUCAUGUAUCAUUACAGAAGUCAUGCAGGAAUCAAGCCUUUUAUGUGCCUUAUAUGCAAUACAACAUUUACGAGACAACAUAGUUUGAACUACCACAUGUUAAUUCACAAUAAUCAAAGUAGAUUUACAUGCAAGGAUUGUGGUAGGAAGUUUAGACAUCCAAGUCACUUUAAGGAACACUUGCGUCGUCAUACUGGGGAAACUCCAUUCAUAUGUGCAGAUUGUCCUCAAAAGUUCAAAACGAGAAACACAUACAAAAGACAUCUAAAAACAAGACAUGGCAAGCUGUUGACAGCUUCAGGUAUUAAAAUUCUCACUGUAGAAGAAUUUGCUAAAAUCAGGACAAAACCAUACAGAAGAACACCCGACAAGGAAGUAAGAAAGAUGGUGUCAGAAAUAAAAAGUAAACUUGAAAUGGUAGACAAUGAUUCUGAUGUUGAUAUUACGGAUGAGGACGAUGAUGAUACUUCUAUGCAGGAAAAUAGUAUUAACAUCAAAGAAGAAGAAAAUUCAAAUAAUGAGGGCACGUUGGCAGAUGGAAAUACAUUGUUUAUUCCAUUGGGUAUCUCUGUCAAUUCAUAGUUGUUAUAAACUAUCAUCAUUGUAUUAUGUAAAUAUUGUUGAUAAUUAUGAAGAAUUUUUGUAUGAAUUUUUGUACUACUAGGUUUUUUUUAUAACCAAUGAAGUGCUAGCUUUUGAUGAUUGUAGGAUCAUGAAUUCAAUUUGACAUAUGAAUUAUAAAAAGUAAAAGUAUAUAGCAUUAUCAUAGAUAUUAUUGAU